Poecilia reticulata (guppy) is the source of this 2534-nucleotide messenger RNA. It is a transcript of the gene lrrc58b, whose product is annotated as leucine rich repeat containing 58b. The record is from RefSeq and is a predicted model, not a curated record. NCBI's taxonomy places the organism in Eukaryota, Metazoa, Chordata, Actinopteri, Cyprinodontiformes, Poeciliidae. Gene Ontology annotation, molecular function: protein binding.
AACCUCAGUGAAUGAAAGGCAGUAUUGUAGCAGGGUUGCAUUGAGAGUAGUUAAAUGUUGGCUACAGAAGCUAGUUGUGUUAAACGAGUAGCCCGUGUUUAGUCAGGGAUGCCUUUUUCGUUUUUUAAAGUACAAAACUUUUGGAGCUAACUUAAGUUUUGAGGGAAGAGUUUAGGAAGAAGCGCGCACGGGGAAAAUAAGAAAAUAACCAAAAUGGAGAGUCAAGAAGGAGCAGCAGCAGCAGUAGCAACGAGAGACUGUGUGCUUGACUUUUCACGUCUUAGUUUAAAUACUUUCAACGUUAACAAUGUCAGCGAGGAUAGACGGAGGGACACCAGGCAGCUCUUCCUAAACUACAACCGACUAUCCUCGCUGCCUUCGUCGGUCAGCCUAUUCUGCAACCUGGAGUUUUUGGACAUUAGCAACAACGGGCUGACGGCCAUCUGUGAGGGCAUCACCAGACUCACCAAGUUAAAAACCCUCUUAGCCAAGAACAACCGCCUGGACGAGUUCUCUCUGCCCAAGGAGUUCGGCUCUCUGCAGCUGGAAGUGUUGAAUUUUAGUGGGAACCGCUUCCAGGAGAUCCCGCUCCAGUGUACCAAACUGUUGCGCCUGCAGUCGCUUUCUAUCGGCGGAAACAGGCUGAAAAGUAUUCCUGCAGAGAUAGAAUAUUUAACAAGUUUGGAGAUGUUGUAUUUGGGUGGAAACCUCAUCUCAGACAUUCCUCCUGAACUGGCACACCUGCCCUACCUCACCUACCUGGUACUAUGUGACAACCGCAUCCAAAGUGUCCCUCCGCAGCUCGCCAGGCUCCACUCUCUACGAUCUUUAAGUCUCCAUAACAACCUGCUCACCUACCUGCCUAGAGAGAUCCUCAGCCUGGUGCACAUGCAGGAGCUCAGUCUUAGAGGCAACCCUCUUGUGGUGCGCUUUGUCAAAGAGAUGAUUUACGACCCUCCUUCGCUCCUAGAGCUAGCAGGACGUACCAUUAAAAGCAGAAAUAUUCCCUACUCUCCAUACGACAUGCCUUCCAACCUAGUGCGCUACUUGGACCUUGCCAGCAAGUGCCCUAAUCCCAAAUGUGCUGGUGUUUACUUUGAUUCAUGCGUGCGACAGAUCAAAUUCGUUGACUUCUGUGGAAAGUACCGGCUGCCCCUCAUGCACUACCUGUGCUCCCCGGAGUGCACGUCUCCCUGCAGCUCCAACCCUCAGAGCGACGCAGAGUCUGAGGAGGAGAACAGCGUCCCUGCAGACCGCCUCCAAAGGGUCCUGCUGGGAUAAUCCCACACUGAGAAUACUAAAGGAAAAAAAAAUGCAGAGCUUGCCUCAAACUUUGCCGCACAUACAUCCAUCAAACCUCUCCUCACACGCAGUAAAGGUUUUACGUUCAGCUGCUUAUACGCACAGAAUACUAGAGAGUCAUUUCUGAGACUGGGAAACUUCAAUUCUUGGAUUUGGUCUGUUUCAUCUCACCAGAUUAAUAUUUGACUAAAAGAAGGAUUUGGGCUCCAGGUUCCAACCUCAUGAACCUAUUUUCCUGUGCUUGAACACAGGGGGGCGCUAACAUUUCUCUUUGGACUAUGAAGACUGAAGGACUGAAUUUCUUGCAACACUUCAACCUUUUUAGUAAAUAUGUCACAAUUUGUAUUUAAAGAAUGGAUCUGAAUCUUUUCUUGUAGGAGCUGCAGUUGAUCUCCAUUUCUGCGACCAAAUGAUCAACAUGUGCGGUCAGGAAGUAUUUACCAGGUUCUGGCACUAAAGUAUGGAAGAUGACCUUUAUAAACCUAAUGGUGUCCUACCUGUUAUUAAGCUCUGUAGCAAUUUUCUUUUUUUUUUUUUUUUUUUUUUUUUUUAGCAAUGCGAUCUUUUCAUAAACCAUGUUUUGGAAGCACAGAGGCUUAGUUUUAUUAUAUUAACACAGUCGUACAGUAGUGUACUUGUACAGGCUUACUUACAGGAAGUGGACGUGGGGUGGACCAGGGAAAACUAUGUGAGCACGGAAACAAUAGCUAUUGAAGAGUUUCAGCCGUCAUGUGCGUUCAGGGCGGUUGGCUUUCUCUUGUUCGACACAUUUGAACACAUCUCAUUGUUUUUGUUUUAUGUCAGAUGAUGGUCUUCUGUUUACAAUUUUUUUUCUAAAAGCUUUGUGUUGAGAAAUCUUUUUUAUCUCGCACGCUUUUUUUUUUAUUAUUCUUUAUUUAAAAAAAAUAAAAACAGAAGAACUGUUACAACCGCACCAAUAUUUUAAUAAUGUGCCUUAUUAAUGCUGAUUUCUAACAAGUAAUCCGAGAUAUAAAAGCUGUGACUACAUAUUCACCCUAAAAUGUGAUGGACMUAAUAUUAAGAGGUAUUAKGAACAUGAGUUAACCAGUGAAAAACAUUUUAUAACAAAAUGAGCUUUUAUAAAAGCAUUCUGUAAUGUCAAACUCGCAAUUUAAAUGUCCUUCAGAAUCUCUUGACCUAUAGUGUGUAUGUGGGUUUACUCCUAACAUGGUGUAAGUGAACAGAARGGAAUAAAACAUUUUAUUACCUUA